Messenger RNA from Laetiporus sulphureus 93-53, 2392 nucleotides. RefSeq lists its product as uncharacterized. Gene Ontology annotation, molecular function: RNA binding. Gene Ontology annotation, cellular component: nucleus. The record is from RefSeq and is a predicted model, not a curated record. Gene Ontology annotation, biological process: rRNA processing. NCBI's taxonomy places the organism in Eukaryota, Fungi, Basidiomycota, Agaricomycetes, Polyporales, Laetiporaceae. Bases 227 to 2392 code for a protein of 721 amino acids. The transcript is spliced from 6 exons.
GAAGAGGGCAAGAAGGGGGAUGGGGAGCGACGGUGGCAUGGCUCGUCUUAUAUAUGCUGGAUGCGGGGAGAGACGCGAUUGGCCCGUGCGCGCGUCGUCCAGGGAGCGCCGUAUCAGCCACCCGUAGCGACGUCGUCCACCAAUCACAGAGCGCGUAGGCGAUCACCGAUUUUCUGCAACGGCCCGCGCUCAUUGGCUGAUCGCGCUCUGCUCUCUCGCCGCCACCAUGUCCGACCCCCGCUUUGCCAGAUUCAAGACUGACCCCCGCUUCCGCCGCAUCAAGAAGGACACUGCAAAGGUCACCGUCGACGAGCGUUUCAAGGGCCUUUUUGACGGGAGCAAGCAGGGUAAGAAGGGAAAAGGUCGCGUCGACAAGUAUGGCAGGCCCCUCGCAGAUACCUACGAGGAAGAUAAUUUGCGCCGAUUCUACCGGCUAGAAGAGGAUGAAGAGAAACGUGAGCCGGAAGCUGGCCGGGGACUGGACUAUGCUCGAGGAGCGGUGCUGCUCGAGUCUUCGGACGAGGAGGACAAGCAGGAGCCAGACGACGAUGAGAGUGACACUGGUGGCACCGUCACUCUAGGGCGCGAUGUUUCAAAACCCAUUCUCGUUCCAGAUGAGGACGAGGAGGCCGAGAUCGACUUGGACGAGGACGCCUAUGCCGAGCUCAACGCCCAAGUUACUGCGUACGCAAAGGAGAACCCGGAGAAUGACAAGGUUGUACCGGAGGCAGGGCGCACUCGCAGGCUUGCAGUCGUGAACCUCGACUGGGACCAUGUCCGCGCGAUCCAUCUUUACAAGAUUUUCUCCUCUCUCGUAUCGCCCACUGCGCACCCUGCGGCUUCCACAUCUACAUCAACCACAAAUAGAAAGAGUCCGAAAACAAGGGGCUCGGCGAGCGGCGUCGUUCGGGGCAAAGUGCUGAGCGUGCGCGUGUAUCCGAGCGAGUUCGGCAAGGAACGCAUGGCGAGAGAGGAGCAGGAGGGGCCUCCACCGGAGGUAUUCAAAAAGAAGAAGGAUGAGGAGGACGAAGAGAUCAACGAGCGGACGAUUUUUGAGACUGGGGAGGAAGAGGACUAUGACGAACAUGCGUUGAGAAACUACCAGCUAGAACGAUUGCGAUAUUAUUAUGCCGUUGUAGAAUGUGACAGCGUCGAAGCCGCAUCGCAUAUAUACGACGAGCUAGAAGGCACGGAGCUCGAGCGCUCGGCGAACGUGUUCGAUCUCAGCUUUGUCCCAGAUAACAUGUCCUUCGACGAGGAGUAUCGUGACGAGGCUAACGACGAUCUGAGCAUGCCGUACAAGGGACUUGACUUCGUAACCGACGCUCUUCGGCAUUCAAAGGUUAAGCUGACAUGGGAUGACGAUGAACCAGACCGAGUCCAACUUACCCGCCGCACACUCUCGCGCAAGGAGAUCGAGGAGAACGACUUCAAGGCCUACCUCGCCUCCUCCACCUCAGGCUCCGAGGACGGGGACGACGUCGCCCCCGCUAAGAAGAAGGAGGCGAAAGCUACGUCGCGCGACAAGCUACGCGCGUUGCUGCUCGGCGGAGGCGACGAUGCACUGCCCGAGGGCUGGGGCCGCGGGAACGGGGCAGAUGACGACGCGAGCGACGUGGACAUGGAGAUCACAUUCAUGCCGGGGCUGAGCGCACAGAAGGAGGAUCACGACGAGACGACGCUGGAGAAGUACCAGCGGAAGAUGAGGGACAAGAGGAAGAAGCGGAAGGAGGAGAUACACGAGCGAGCGAACGCGAAGGAGGAGAAGCUUGGUACGCAGGAUGACUUCUUCGCGGAGGGGAGCGAGGAAGAGGGCGAUGGGGAGGUGGAUGGGAGCGCGCAUGAAGAGGAGCAGACGUGGCGCGGCAAGAAGAACAAAAGGAACAAUAAGGGCCGCAAAGGCGAGGACGAGGACGCCGAAUCGGAGGCGCGCCGCCCCGCGACUGCGGAAGAGCUCGCGCUCCUCGUCGCCUCAGACAGCGCAGCUGGCGAGCCGAAGCACUUCAACAUGAAGACAGUGCUAAAGGCUGAGAAGAAGCAGAAAUUGAAGGGGAAGAACAAGAAGAAGAGCAAGCACGCAGCAGAGGAAGAGAACGAGCUGCAGGAGGGUUUCAGCAUCGAUGUCAAGGAUGAGCGGUUCAAGGCGGUGCAUGAGGAGUAUGCAUUUGCGAUUGACCCGAGUAAUCCUCGCUUCAAGAAGACGAAGAGCAUGUCGGCCCUGCUGGAGGAGCGGUCGAAGAGGCAAAAGGAGAAGCCUACGAAGGCGGCCACGCCUGUGACCAGCAACGCAGAGGCGGAGGCCAGUGAUGGCUUGAAGAGCCUGAUAGAGAGGGUCAAGAGGAAAAGCGCUGCGGCUGAGCAGCAAGGCAUAGGGAAGAGGAGGAGGGUGUAG